AUGUUGGCGGCCACGGCCACAGCCCUCGCGGCCUUCACCUCCACGGCCCAAGCCGCGACCUCAGCCGCGGAAGCGUUGGCCAUGGCUCAGAAACUAUACCCUGAAUGCGCACUCGUCUGUCUCACCAAGCUUGUCCCGACGUCGGGUUGCCAGCUCACGGACACUGCGUGUCUUUGCACCAACGAGGAGCUCAACGCCAACCUCUCCGUCUGCGUGUUGCAGGGAUGUAACUACGAGGAUGCCCUCAAAACCAAGAAUGGCUCGGCGACCAUGUGCGGGCUGCCUGUGCGAGAUGACACGAUGAAGUCUCCUCUCGUUGCGGGUGUAGGAUUUGGCCUGGCUCUCAUCGUUUACAUCCUUCGCAUGUGCUCUGCCCUGCCUGGAUGCAACAGAGAACUCAGCUGGGACGACUGGACCAUCACUGCUUGCGUUCUUCUGACGAUCCCACCAACCGUCUUUGCCUUCGCACUGUCUGCAAAUGGUCUGGGAAAGGACAUCUGGACUCUGCCCCUCAAGAACGUCGAGAACUUCUACUUCCUCGGUGAACUCUUCUACUUCCUCGCCCAGGCGAUGAACAAGGUCUCCAUCCUCCUCUUCCUGCACCGCAUCUUCCAGCACAACAGCCUCGGCAAGGCCAUCUGGGUCACAAUCGGCUUCACCCUAGCCUACGCCGCCGCCUUCUUCUUCGCCACGCUCUUCCAGUGCUGGCCCAUCAACCACGCCUGGCUGCAGCUCGAGUCGGACCACCUAGGCCGCUGCAACAACAUUCAUCUCCAGGGGUGGUUGAGCGCUGCCUUUAACAUCGCGCUGGAUAUCGUCAUCCUGGCGCUCCCCUUGCAUCAGCUCUACCAGCUGCAGAUGCCCCUGAAGAAGAAGCUCAUGGUCAUGGUUGUAUUCUCCAUGGGUAUAUUCGUCACCCUCGCCAGCGUAAUCCGCCUCCGCACCCUCGUCGUCUUCGCAAACUCGACAAACAUUACAUACAACUACGUCGACGCCGCCUACUGGAGCACAAUCGAGCUCUACGCUGGUAUUAUCACCGCCUCUUUACCAGCGGUCUACAAGUUUCUCUCCAGUGCCCUGUCCCAGAACGCCGCCUGGUCAGCCGUCAAGUCCAAGCUGUCCGGCGCGUCGUCGAGCUCGGGGGGUACCGGCAACUCGCACUCGGCGGUGGCGACUGGGUCUAGCGGCCUUAAUCGUCGGCUUACGCCAAAGAGGUCUGAGGCUGAGUUUGUGCUGUUGACGGAUGUGGAGAGCGGGAAGAGUCAGAGGUGGGAUUAG
This is a messenger RNA of Colletotrichum phormii, 1278 nucleotides long. RefSeq lists its product as uncharacterized. NCBI's taxonomy places the organism in Eukaryota, Fungi, Ascomycota, Sordariomycetes, Glomerellales, Glomerellaceae. The record is from RefSeq and is a predicted model, not a curated record. The transcript has 6 exons. Bases 1 to 1278 code for a protein of 425 amino acids.